ACUCAUUUCCCCCUCUUUACACAGGUUUCUGAAGCAGCCAUGGCAGCAGUACCUGAACCCGCCAGUGAAAUGAUGGCUUACUGCAGUGAUGAGAAUGACUUGUUCUUUGAGGCUGAUGGCCCCCAACAGACUAAGUGCUCCUUUCAAGAUGUGGACAUCAGCUCUCUGGGAGGUGGGAGCAUCCAACUGAAAGUCUCCCACCAGCUCUGCAACUCCAGUUUUAGGCGGGUCGUGUCGGUCAUGGUUGCUGUGGAAAAACUGAAGAAAAUGCCCAUUGUCUGCUCACAGGACUUCCUGGAUGAUGACCUGAGAAGCCUCUUUUUCUUUAUCUUUGAAGAAGAGCCCAUCAACAGCAUGCAGGAUGAUGCCUACGUGUGUGAUGCAUUCCUACCAUCGCUGAACUGCAGACUCCGUGACAUAAACCAAAAAUCCGUGGUGCUGUCUGGACCACAUGAGCUGCAGGCUCUUCACCUCACUAGACAGGAUAUGAACCGACAAGUGGUGUUCUGCAUGAGAUUUGUGCCAGGGGAAGAAAAUAACAACAAGAUACCUGUGGCCUUGGGCAUCAAGGAAAAAGACCUAUUCCUGUCUUGUGUGAUGAAGGACCGGAAGCCCACCCUGCUGCUGGAGACAUUAGACCCCAAAGAUCAGUCAAAGAAGAAGAUGGAUAAGCGAUUUGUCUUCAACAAGACAGAAAUCAUGGGCAAGGUAGAAUUCGAGUCUGCCCUGUAUCCCAGCUGGUACAUCAGCACCUCACAAAUGGAACAGACACCCGUCUUCCUAGGAAAUGUUAGAGGUGGCCAGAAUAUAACUGACUUCACCUUGGAAAUCCUGUCUUCCUGA
This is a messenger RNA of Pteronotus mesoamericanus, 843 nucleotides long. RefSeq names its product interleukin 1 beta (gene IL1B). The record is from RefSeq and is a predicted model, not a curated record. The transcript has 6 exons. Bases 40 to 843 code for a protein of 267 amino acids. NCBI's taxonomy places the organism in Eukaryota, Metazoa, Chordata, Mammalia, Chiroptera, Mormoopidae. Gene Ontology annotation, molecular function: interleukin-1 receptor binding; cytokine activity. Gene Ontology annotation, biological process: positive regulation of immature T cell proliferation in thymus; immune response; cytokine-mediated signaling pathway.